Molecule: messenger RNA, 207 nt
Organism: Aspergillus ochraceoroseus IBT 24754
Lineage: Eukaryota; Fungi; Ascomycota; Eurotiomycetes; Eurotiales; Aspergillaceae
Exons: 2
Coding region: 1-207 (68 amino acids)
Source: RefSeq, a predicted model, not a curated record
AUGUCUCUCUGGAGUUCCUACCGCGCUCUUUCCCCCAAAACGAGAGCCCUGUUCGGAGUCGGUGUCAUGGCCUGGGCAUCUAUCGGUCUUUGGACGUCACCGCAAGUCGAACAGGCCAUGGGGAUGGUUCCUACCACGGAGGAACAGGCAGAACUUGAUCGCAAGUUGUCGAUUCGGGUUUCCAGGGUGGACAAGGAUGGGAACUAA